Molecule: messenger RNA, 872 nt
Organism: Mangifera indica (mango)
Lineage: Eukaryota; Viridiplantae; Streptophyta; Magnoliopsida; Sapindales; Anacardiaceae
Product: pentatricopeptide repeat-containing protein At1g62930, chloroplastic-like
Exons: 2
Coding region: 14-721 (235 amino acids)
Molecular function (GO): protein binding
Source: RefSeq, a predicted model, not a curated record
AAUUUUGGCCUCAAUGUUUAGUAUGGGAUGCACAACUGAUGUAGUUAGCUAUAAUACUCUGAUCAAUUGGUAUUGCAAGAAUCAAAAAAUUGAUGAAGCCUUGAAUCUUUAUGAGGAAAUGACUUCAGAGGGAGUUAGGCCAGGUGUUGUUACUUAUAAUACCUUGCUAUCUGGGCUUUUUAUGAAUGGUAAUGUCAGACAUGCAAAAAAGCUAUUUGGUAAGAUGCAACUUAGUAAUUUGCCUCCCGAUUUAUUUACGUAUAAUAUUCUUAUUGAUGGGUAUUGCAAAAAUGGUUGUGUUUUGGAGGCUGUUGAACUGUUCCAUACUUUAAUAAAUCGAAACAUUCAACCUAACAUCACAACUUUCAAUUGUCUCAUUAAUGGGUUGUGCAAAACAGGGAGACUCAAUAUUGCUUGGGAAAUGUUCAAUGGAUUUUGUAAGGAAGGAAAGUUAGAAAUGGCAAGUAAAUGGUUCUCAGAUAUGGAGCAAAAUGGUGUUGCGCCAGAUUUGGUCACUUUCAAUACGCUUAUGUCUGGUUUCUUGCAGAAUAAUGAGACUUUAAAAGUGGUGGAACUUCUUCACAAAAUGAAAGAGAGAAAUGUGAAACCAGAUGCAUCCAUAUAUUCAAUAAUAUUAGAUUUACUGGGAAAGCAUGAAGAUUAUCGUGAAGUCCUGAAUUUGCUACCAUCCUUUUCAACCCAAGAACCAACAGGAUGUUGAUUGUUGAGUAAGUGCAUUUUCCAGGGGAGUAUAGGUUAUCAAGAGAGCCCUGGCAAACGUUAAAGUUUCCAUGUAAGGGUGUGUGCCAACAUUGUAGUGGUGAUUGUAUUUAUGUGAAUCCAUUAAUGAAGAAGUCAUAUAAUUGAAGUUA